Lynx canadensis (Canada lynx) is the source of this 2608-nucleotide messenger RNA. It is a transcript of the gene ATAT1, whose product is annotated as alpha tubulin acetyltransferase 1. Gene Ontology annotation, biological process: alpha-tubulin acetylation. Lineage: Eukaryota; Metazoa; Chordata; Mammalia; Carnivora; Felidae. The record is from RefSeq and is a predicted model, not a curated record. Gene Ontology annotation, molecular function: tubulin N-acetyltransferase activity. The transcript is spliced from 9 exons. Gene Ontology annotation, cellular component: microtubule. The coding region runs from base 1 to 903 and encodes 300 amino acids.
AUGGAGUUCUCUUUCGAUGUGGACGCCCUGCUGCCGGAGCGGAUCACGGUGCUGGACCAGCACCUGCGACCCCCAGCCCGGCGACCCGGAACCACAACGCCGGCCCGUGUUGACCUGCAACAGCAAAUUAUGACCAUUGUAGAUGAACUGGGCAAGGCUUCUGCCAAGGCCCAGCAUCUUCCUGCUCCCAUCACCAGUGCAUCAAGGAUGCAGAGUAACCGCCAUGUUAUGUAUGUGCUCAAAGACACUUCAGCGCGACCAGCUGGAAAAGGAGCCAUUAUUGGCUUCCUGAAAGUUGGAUACAAGAAACUCUUUGUGUUGGAUGAUCGUGAGGCUCACAAUGAGGUAGAACCACUUUGCAUUCUGGACUUUUACAUCCAUGAGUCACUUCAACGCCAUGGCCAUGGACGAGAACUCUUCCACUAUAUGUUGCAGAAGGAGCGGGUUGAACCACACCAACUGGCCAUUGACCGACCAUCACAGAAGCUGCUUAAGUUCCUGAAUAAACAUUACAACCUGGAGACCACAGUCCCACAGGUCAACAACUUUGUGAUCUUCGAAGGCUUCUUUGCCCAUCAGCACCCUCCAGCAAGAAAGCUGCCACCCAAGAGAGCAGAGGGAGACAUUAAGCCAUAUUCCUCUAGUGACCGAGAAUUUCUGAAGGUAGCUGUGGAGCCUCCUUGGCCCCUAAACAGGGCCCCUCGCCGUGCUACACCUCCAGUUCACCCACCCCCCCGCUCCAGCAGCCUGGGAAACUCACCAGAACGGGGUCCCCUCCGCCCCUUUGUGCCAGAGCAGGAGCUGCUGCGUUCCCUGCGCCUCUGCCCUCCACACCCUACUGCCCGCCUUCUGCUUGCUACUGACCCUGGGGGCAGUCCAGCCCAGCGUCGCCGCACCAGGUAAUAGGAGUUAGGGAGGGUUAGGGAGCCUCAAAACUGUCAGAGAGGUUGUUAGAAAUGGCAAAGGGCAGUUUGAAUCCACCAGAGAUGUGAAGCAAUAGGACAUGUGGAUUGGAGAGGCCUGAAACCUUUUGAUAAGAAUAUAUUGGAACAGAGUGGUAUGGAGUGGUAGGAGUGGUAUAGAAAUAAACGAAGGAGCAGAAUAGUAUUUUAUACGGAAUUGAGUGUUUUAAAGUGAGAGACAGGAGGAAGGAAGAACACAGAUCCAUUGGGUGGGGAAACGGAGUCAAAUUGGGGAAAUCUUGGUUUAAUACUUACUGGGAAGAUGCAGUGUCUCUGACAUUUUGGGGAGCCACUGGCCCCAUGUUAGUGCUUUGUAUGGCAGCAGCCCAUCUUAACAGGUGGAGUGGGCAUCUCACUGAUUUCUCUCCCUAGCUUUCUCUUCACUUCUGACUUUGCUUUCUGUUUUUCUCUCUCCCCCAUUUUCCCUUUCCCUUUCUCCUGUCCAUAACACCCUUCCUCAGCUCCCUUCCCCGCUCUGAUGAGAGUCGAUACUGACAGACAGCUACCCCUUCCCCUCCCGUGGAGACCCGGGAUGGGCAGAGCCCCCUCUCCCUGAGAACCCCAGACCCACUCUUCCAUUGUAGUCCCAGGUUUCAGUGGAACCUGACAGAGCUCAUAGGAUUCCCUCUUCCACUUUCUUGGGCAACAGUGUUGUCAGGGUCCUACAUGGCCAAAUACUUUGUAGCUUUUCUGCCUUCUUCCUAAGUGGGCUGCGAACACUCCCACAGACAGCCUGAUUUGCUGCCAGAUCCAUUGAUUGGGUGGCUCAUACUGAUUAUCCAGAGAAGCACACUUUUGCUUGCUGUGUUAGACCCUAGAACACCAAGGAAGGUCCAAGGGCCUCCUCUGCCAGGGAAACUUUUAAGGAGUCUUGUCCAUGGAAUAAAUCCCAUAGUCCUUCCACAGUGUUACUGGUGGCUCUAAUACUGCUUUGUGCUGCCUACUACAUUUAUCUUCUCAGCCUGCUGAAGCCAACCAAUGAGCUUUGCUUCAGAGCAGCUCAGUGAUCUAGGACAGGGUCUUACCAGCUCCCCAAAGGGAUCCACUCAACAUUGCCAAACUCUAAAUUUCCCCAUGUUUUGUGUAUGUAUUGGGAACCCCCAAGCUGAUGUCUGCUUUGAGGCUCUAGACUCCCCACACUUCUGAAGAUACCAUCACUUCCCCCAGAUCCAGAUACUGUGAGGGAGUUUGUUUCUUGGCAGCAGAUCCUGUUGAGCACCCUGUGAUCACUCUUAGCCAUGUUUCAGAAGAUAGGCCCUGAGUCUCAAGUAUCUGUUAGCUCCUGGGAUCCCCUCUUGUAUACAUCCCUCCCCAGUAGCUAGAUGCUGAUAAAUGCCUGUCUGGUGAGGUUGUCUUGAGAUGAUGGAGGAACUCUUCCUCUGGCCUUCCUUUCUUUCUUCCAUAGCAAGAUCCUUCCCUGCUCCAUACCCAGGGUAUGGAACAUCCUUCCCCCUCCCUACCUUCUGAAUGUGUGGUAGAUCAGGUUACUCCCAGUGUGUUCCCCCAUCCCAGUACUUGGGAGCAGGAUCUCCCUCUCUCCCAACUCACUCCUUUUCCUUCCCCUUCUCACUGUUGUUUGAAUAAACUGCAUUCUUUUGUGUUUUUUAAAUGGACAUUUUCAAUGAAAGAAAAAUCAAAAAAAAAAA